AUGCUUCUGCGACCUACAAUGGUGCUGCGGGCCGUCAACGGCCGGACGGGAAACAUCACCGGCUUCGACAUCAAGAAGCUGAAGGAGUCCAUUGAGAAGCCCCGCUACGAUCCAUGGGAGCGAUAUGAGAACUGGCGAUACACAGGACUCUUCAGCAGAUUCAACCGGUUCAAGAACGCCUUCCCUGGCCUGGGUAUUGCGACGGUGGCAUUUGCGGGGUACUGCGGCUACGAGUAUGCCUUCAUGAAGGACGAGCAUCACGACGAGCAUCACGGCGAGGGACACCACUGA
Molecule: messenger RNA, 291 nt
Organism: Diaporthe batatas
Lineage: Eukaryota; Fungi; Ascomycota; Sordariomycetes; Diaporthales; Diaporthaceae
Exons: 3
Coding region: 1-291 (96 amino acids)
Biological process (GO): electron transport chain; mitochondrial respiratory chain complex I assembly
Cellular component (GO): mitochondrion
Source: RefSeq, a predicted model, not a curated record